UGCUCUGCCUGCCAUUCGAGCGCAUCUGCUGAACGUCAUUUUUCAAAACUGCGACUUUAAGAACCAGAGGGCGGGGCCACUCACAUCCUGCCUGCUAAUUGGCUGCUUACGCCUUCAGUCAACUCCAUUCAUAAAUAAGUCAUGUCGAGGAGGAACCGAUGUAACAAGUACUGAUAGAUUUCGCUCGCGACGCGCCCGCAACAACAUUUUCGAGCGCACAGCGAGACGCGAGAGACUCCGGCGGAUGGUUUUUCUUCCCUUGACAGGCACCGACGGAGAUGGCUGUCGAUACGCGGACUGAACGAGAUUGACUUCCGACUGGUGACCCCUUUCUCAAACUGUAAUGACAUGAGCGCUCCAGCAGGAAGCUCAAAUCAUUUUGUGUUUGGAAACAUUGUAGCGCGUCCGCCGAGACUUCUGUCUGUCCGACUAGGGGAAUAAUGCGGAGCGUUCAUGAAGCAGCCUUCACGGUAGAUACUGUAGCGAUGUUUUAAAUGUGUGUCGUGUCCGUUCGUUAGGACGCAUCAGAAGUGAGCAAACCGCUGUUCUCGAGCCCAAUGGAAAGCUGAACCAUGGCAGCGAAAGAAGACCUCUAUGCCAAAGUCGCUCCACGGAUGCAGAGGCAGAACCGGCCAGCAACUGUCAAACAUGGAAACAGCCUGGAUGUUUUGCUGUCAAUGGGCUUCCCAAAAACCAGGGCGCUAAAAGCUCUGGUUUCGACUGGGGGCAGAAAUGUACAAGCAGCCUGUGACUGGUUGUUCUCCCAUGUGGAUGAUCCGUUUCUGGAUGAUCCUCUGCCCAGGGAGUAUGUGCUUUACCUGAAGCCCAGCGGUCCUCUCCUUAACCAGCUCUCCAACUUCUGGCAGCAGAGUCGCAUCACAUGCGGCAAGAACAAAGCCCACAACAUCUUCCCUCACAUUACCCUCUGCCAGUUCUUCAUGUGUGCAGAUGGUAAAGUGGAUGCUCUGGGUGAAGCUCUGCAGACUGUGGUGGGCAACUGGAAAGGCCGUUUCCCCUCCCCGCUCCCCCUGGAGUUCUACUCAUCCUCAAACUUCAUUGGCCUCUUUGUGGAAGAAAAGGUGGCUGAGGUGAUUAAGAGCUUCGCUGCAGACUUUGCUACUGAAGCAGCUUCCAAAGCAGAUGUUCACGUGGAGCCCCAUAAGAAGCAGCUCCAUGUAACCCUGGCCUACCACUUCCAAUCCAAUCAUCUUGCAUCUUUAGAAAAACUUGCCAAAGGUGUAGACAUAACUCUGGGCUGUGACUGGCAGACUGUGCUCCUCUCACGGGACAUCCGAUUCGCCAAUCAUGAGACCCUGCGGGUAAUGUACCCCUAUGUGCCUCAGAAUGAUGAUGAACUGGAGCUGGUGCCCGGUGACUUCAUCUUCAUGUCGUCUAUAGAGCAGACCACUGCCAGUGAGGGCUGGGUCUACGGGACCUCUAUGAGCACAGGGUUAUCUGGGCUACUGCCAGAGAACUACGUCAAUAGGGCAGAUGAGUGUGACACUUGGGUAUCUCAUGGGUCAUUCUCUUUCCUUAAUGGAACCCCCCCAACCAAUAUUAGGGGUGCAAUGGGUGGGCUUUUUCUUGACCAGCACUUGGACGGUCGUCUUUUUGAUGACCCUAUGCCGCUGGAUUCCCCCAAUCUUAGUGUGAUAUGUCAGCCUAUGCAGAUGCUGCGCCCCAAUCAGUCUCUGUUGCCUAAGAGGACUCUGUUUGUGUGUCGCCAUGGUGAAAGAAUGGAUGUAGUGUUUGGGAAACAUUGGAUCACUCAGUGCUUUGAUGCCAAAGGUCGAUAUGUGCGGUCAAACCUCAAUAUGCCUCUGAGUCUCCCAGCGAGGAGUGGUGGGUAUAGAGACUAUGAUAAAGACUGUCCUAUCACUGUGUUUGGAUCCACACAGGCUCGCCUAGUCGGGGAGGCUCUUUUUGAAAGUCACACAGUGGUGGACUUUGUAUACUGUUCUCCAUCUCUGCGCUGUGUGCAAACAGCACAUAAUAUCCUCAGAGGUCUUCAGAAGGAUGGCAAGACUAAGAUCAGAGUUGAGCCAGGUUUGUUUGAGUGGACUAAAUGGGUGUCGGGUACCUCAUUACCUGCCUGGAUUCCUCCUACAGAUCUGGCAGCUGCUAACCUUAGUGUGGAUACAACAUACAGACCUCAUAUACCCAUCAGUAAACUGACUGUGUCUGAAUCUUAUGAAACUUACAUCAGUCGCAGCUUCCAAGUGACUCGUGAAAUACUGUCGGAGUGCAAUAAUCUGGGAAAUACAGUGCUGAUUGUGGCCCAUGCUUCCUCUCUGGAGGCUUGUACAAGGCAGAUACAGGGACUGACCCCACAAAACUCUAAAGACUUUGUGCAAGUGGUCAGAAAGAUCCCUUAUUUAGGCUUUUGCGCUUGUGAGGAGAUGGGCGAGACGGGCGUUUGGCAGCUGGUGGAUCCGCCCAUCCUGCCGCUCACCCACGGACCCAACCACAGCUUUAACUGGAGAGAGACCCUGCUGCAGGACUAAGAGCCUCCGCAAAAUCACCUUCACCGCUCUUGCUCCGAAGGCAACAGAGACAUGCUUACAGUCUUGUCAUCACAGUCCUGCAUUACAGACCUAAACAGGCGCAAGCUUCCAUAGCCACGUUUUUUGCACAGCAACACUCGCCAUAGAUGUCCAUAAUGUGCUCAAACGCCAUUUGCCGGCCUGCAAAACAAGCUGCAGCAGAACUCCAACUCGCUUCCAACUGUAGCUAACUAAAAAUCGAAGAGCUUCAGAGAUGAACGUCGUUCGCAGGACGUAACACGCGCUGAUAAACUCAGGUUUCCUGCAUUAGCGAGGAGGAAAUAGUGUGCAAAAGUUAUCAAGUCAACAUCCAACACUUCCAAAAAUGGAUGUCGCUGGAUUUUGUAAACUCCAUUUAUAGGGGACUCUAUAGGGGACUACACUUUUUUUUUUUCUCUCUCUGUUACACUGUGAAUCAAGUAGACAUGCACAAGCCCUCGCGUCAAGAUUUACACCUGUUACACGCCCCACAAAGCAACCUCCUGAAAGCACAAGAAUCUAAAUCUGGAAAUCAGAUAGACUGAGACGAAGCAGCUUUAAAGUAGUUUAGAAAUGGAUUCGGUGGACAGCACAUUCGUCCCGUGCCUUGCUGUCAUGCUGCUACUGUUAAACACUUUGCAACUAUAGGACACUUUGGGAGGACUGUUAGUUAGGGCUUAAUCUGAGACAGUAUUUACAGAAACUUUUUUUUUUUGCAUGCGGGGUCAGUUUUGCCAAACGAAAAGCUGAUAAACCCAGCGCCAUCCGAGUUUUAAAAUGGCAAAUGAUUAAGACUUGUUAAGCAUCAGCAGCUUAAAGUAUGUGCGGCUGCUCCAGAGCGCAUUUGCCGAAAAGCUAAUGCAAGCUUUACUUUCUGAGCACUUGAAAAACCGAACCAAACAGGAAAGAAUGCUUCAACAAUGUAAAGAAUUGUACAUUACCGCAUAACGUGUCUGUAUAUACUAAGUAACUAUAGUAAAAUCCAUUUGGUGUGUUUCACCUAUAAAUGGAGGAAUAUAAUUGCAUUUAUUUAUGUAUCCAUAUGAUAGUUGUAAAGAGAAUAUGUUGGUGCUUCAGUUUUUUUUGCUGUUAUUUCCUGUUAUCGGAAUAGAGAACUCAAGCCAUAGCAAAUGCUGAUGAUGAUAAAUCACUAUAAUGCAGUGUUCCUCUCCACUCCAAGCAAUUGCAUAAGCAUAUCUGUUACACUUAUUGUAAUUUGCCAUCUGUGUUCCCUGGAUUUCUUUACACUUUUAGCCCAUGCUUUGAUAUUUUAGUGAUGGUAUGAAGGCGGCAUGCACCGUUUAAUAUGCAUAGUUGCAAAAAGCAAGAGUUUAAUGGGAUUUUUUUUUGCGAGGAUUUCUAGUGCAUUAACUUAAAGGUAAAUGUAGAUGUUGUGCUCGAUCAAAUGUGCCAAUGAUGUUCGAUCUUUUAUGAAUUGUUCAAUUUUAUUUAAUUUUUAUUUAUAUGUUUUCUUUUCAUUUUUAUUUUAGAAUCGAUUGUUGGAAUGUUGGACCUAUGAAAGAGAUAAUUCACCCAAAAUGUCUUUCUGCAGCCUGUAUUGCAUUUAUAACUUCUGUGGCAAACAAAAGGGAAUUUUUCAAUUAUAUUUCGAAAUUCUUUUAUUUUAAGACACACUGUAAAAAUAAAUCCAUUAUUUUGCUUUAAAAAAGUAAAAUAAUGGCCGUUAAAUUAAAGCCAUUUACUGUAAAAUAACAGCCGUAAAAUUACAGACAUUUACUGUGAAAUAACGGUUGUUAAAUUACUGUAAAAUAAAGGAUGUGAAAUUACAGCUAUUUAUUGUAAUAACGGCUGUCAAAUUAGAUAUUUACAUUAAAAUAACCGCAGUUAAAUUACAGACAUUUACUGUAACAUAAAAGGCCGUAAAAUUACUGACAUUGACUGUAAAUUAACGGUCAUUAAAUUAGACAUUUACAGUAAAAUAAUGGCCUUUAAAUCACAGAGACUUACCAAAUAUAAUGGCCAUUGAAUUACAGACAUUUACCAUAAAAUAACGGCUUUAAAUUACAAACAUUUACCAUAAAAUAACAGACGUUAAAUAACAGAUAUUUCCGGUAAAUUUCUGUAAUUUACCAUCUGUUAUUUUAUGGUAAAUGUCUGUAAUUCAACUGCUGAUAUUUUACAGUAAAUAUCUGUAAUUUAUCAGCCGUCAUUUUACUUUUGCUGUUGGAAAAAAACUAUAAAAUAAUGUUUUUUUUUUACCAUGCAUAUUUACUGCCCUUCAAGCAUAACUUAGCAAAUGUAUAGGAAACCUCCUGAUAAGAACAAAUGAAAGCAGCAAAAACACUAGAUCAAAAAGUGCCAUGGGUUUAUACAGUCCAGUAUAUUCAUAAUGAAUAUUAAUUUAUACUUGCUUUGAGGAGGCCAUGUAGCUUUUUUUUAACUGUACAUUUGUGUUUUAAACCAAUUUUGUAAAUAUUUAAGUUACGGUUGUUGUUUUAGGGUCCACAGGGUCUAAAGUCUUAAUGUCUUAAAUCUCAAAAGAAAAAUUUUAGGCCUUAAAUCUACUGAAAUAUGGUGCUGUAUGUCUUAAAUCUUUUGUUAACAGGUCUUAAUUUUCCUUUGUUCAUGUAUAGCUACACAAUCUAUUAACACCGAUACAAUCAUCAACAAUCCAUCUCAACAAUUUUUUUUCAUUUAAAAAUAUAGCAUUUAUAUACUUUCCUUACAGUAACAUUUGUUUAAAAAUUCUCUUUAUGUAAUGCUGAGGAUACUGACUUAGAUUUUUUUAUUAUUAAAUUAUUAUUAUUUUAUUAUUAAAUGUAUUAAAUUAUAAUACAUUUUUGAUAGGACAAGUGAAAUUCUUUUCCAACUGGCAUAUUCGAACAAAAUCCUUAGCAUUUAGCCCUGUAAAAGUUUAAAAUUGCACUCACAAUGGUCUUAAAAAUGCCUUAAAAGGUCUUAAAUUUAACUUUCUAAGACCUGCAGGAACACUGUGAUUAAAAUUGGGUGGGAAAAAAACUGAAGUUGGAUAUAAAUUACCAUGACAUUAUUCAUACAUUGCCAUGAAAACUAAAACAAAAUGUUCAGUAAUCUAGUUGUUCUUAGCAGUUGACAGCCCAUUCAAGAACUAGAAAUCGAUUAAUUAAAACUGAAAUUGUGGCUUUAUUUCUUAUAAUUACCCAUAAUAAACAUGAAAUAAAAUAAAAAGGCAAUUUGGUGAUAUUGUUUUGCCUUUGUAUCCAUUCAGCACGCACUAAUUUUGUACAAAAUUUCUGCUUUUGUGUUCCACAGAAGAAAGGAAGUCAUACAGCGUUUCGUUUUCUGGGUGAAGUGUUUCUUUCAAUUGUUUCAGAUUACAGGGAGCCUAAGACAAAUCUGUCUUCAUUAAUUUGACAUUUUCCAGCUCAACAGUAACACAACCUUCUAAAUGCUUCCUACUCAUGAAUUUAAAUGAACACAUUUAUCUCAGCACAGAUGACUUUAUGUGAACUUUUGGAGAUUUUUAAUUAUCCAAACCAGUGUAUGUGUAUGUAUGUGUGUGUCUGUGGGGGAUGUGUUUGAGUGUUUGUUAAUGUGCCGGAAGCUGAAAAUGGGCUUCUCCAACAAAAAUAAUGAUGCUAUUAAAUCUCCCUUGUCCGUCAUUACAACAUGUCUACCGUAUAUAGAUCCUCGUUCUUCCAAAAAAUAAAAAUAGUUAGACACAUUUGCCCUAUGAUGACACAACUUGACGCUGUGUGUUUUCAGGAUAUGUGCAACAGUGUCUGAAUAUCUGAAAUUGAAAAGGUGUAACAAGAGCCAAAGUUCUUUAAUGAUUUUUUUCUUAGCAUUUUAUGACUAUUAUCAAUUUGGCUGUGAGGCUUUGUCUUUAUCCUGAUGAAAAAUCAUGUUUUACCUUAACUAGGCUAAUAUACAUUCAAUGCCAUUAAAAAAUUAAGUAUGUAAUAAUAAAUUAUAAGAGUGAAAUCAGGGUAUCGCAGAUUGAUAUUUUAGCUUUGUUGUUUGCUCCUACCUGAAGUGAGUCAUGUUUGGUUUGUUUGAGUCAAGUCAUCUGGUUUAUUUUAAGUUACAAGUUCAAUUUUGGGGGCAUUUCAGCAGCUACAAAGGGUUUUUGCAUGCAAAAGAAGCAAGAUUUUGACCACUCCAUGGUGAAAAGUUGUACAUGAAGUGACAGCACAAAACAUACCCUAUAUAUAUUUCAGUGCUCAAAGAAUCUGGAUAGUAAUUCUCCAAAGCAUAUGUGACAUUCUGCCACGAAGCUACCCUUUUAAAUACAAUUGUUCACAUUUAUGUUUGAUUUAUUUUAAUGUGCAACGUUUGUAAAGCAUGUUUGCCAAUAAAUCUUCUGUCAUCCUGCAU
Molecule: messenger RNA, 6839 nt
Organism: Danio rerio (zebrafish)
Lineage: Eukaryota; Metazoa; Chordata; Actinopteri; Cypriniformes; Danionidae
Source: RefSeq, a predicted model, not a curated record